Molecule: messenger RNA, 6521 nt
Organism: Nothobranchius furzeri (turquoise killifish)
Lineage: Eukaryota; Metazoa; Chordata; Actinopteri; Cyprinodontiformes; Nothobranchiidae
Gene: kmt5b
Product: lysine methyltransferase 5B
Cellular component (GO): nucleus
Molecular function (GO): histone H4K20 methyltransferase activity; protein binding
Source: RefSeq, a predicted model, not a curated record
GGCCCGGAGAGCUAGGCAGGCUAUCGGCUUCGAGCAACCCAAGCUAAUAGCCGUGAGAGUCGGUAUUAAGAGCCGAACUCCGCCGGUUUUGUGAUCGGUGUUAUUUCUGUGCUGCUGAGUGUCUGAGUUAAUUUAUUUAGUGAUUAAAGUGACGAACAGAGAGACGUGUCGUGUUUAUAAGGAGGGUGACGCUCCAAGUGGGUUUAAUCGGAACUUUACGCCCUUUUUAUGUGGGUUUUUUUUUUUCGUGUUUGUGAGCUGCGUUCGGUGAUUGUUCGCGUGAAUGCCUAACAGGAAAGCCGUUAGGGGAUGUGCAGCCAUCGGGCAUUUGACGGCCCCGUCCCCUCACUGCUCUUUGGGCUAACGCUUUCUGGCUGUGUUGGUGACGGUUGCUGCUUUAAAAUCUCCGCAGCAUCUCCAACAUUUGGUGACGGAGAUGUUGGCGUGGCCUUCCGGGUUCCCACAGCCUCAUUAUCCUGAUCGGAAUGCUCUUUGAUUGGCGCUAAAGCUAACCUGUAGGCUAGCCGGUGCCACCAGUGUUCGGGACCGCUGCUGCCCCGUCUCUCGGGUCGAACCGUAGCGUCCGUGAACAAUCAGCGGAUUUAAACCAGAACACUAAAUACUUUUAUGUGCUUUAAUGACAGUGGAGAGGACUGAGCAGCUGACAGCAAGCUGCUGCUGAGUUUGAGGUUACCACUGAGGGGCGCUGCGUGAUUAUAUAAAUAUAAAGAUGAGGUUACCCAUCCGAGCCAUUACAUUAUGACCACCGACAGAAGAAUCCUCACCAGGCAGUGCGGGACCCGUGUCCUGUUGGUUGUUUCCAGUGAUCCAUGAAAGGAAAACCAUAGGAUUUCUGUCAGAUCCAUAGACGAGAAUUACUGAUGCAUGUAGAUAAUGAAGUCUGGCUCGUGUGGUUCGUAUCCAGUAGACGAGCUGCUGUUGGAAGUGUCUUAUAGAAACUGUUCAGAACAUCCCAGGAUGUUGUGUUUGGUUCAGGAUGUGCAUGCUGGCCCGAGCCCACCAUCCAAGUAACAUCAGAUCUGGACCAUGGAGCAGUGGAAGAAGAUGUUCUGAUCUUUAGAUCACUUGUUAACAGCUCUGGUCUACGUUUUUCUCAGCAGAAGACAUGGCACCAGGUGCAUAAUAGGGAGGAGAAUCAGCAGAGGCAGUGUGAUGUAUGAUCUGGCAUCUGUGGGAUGCUCUGGAUAAAGAGGUCAGAUUCAUAGACGGUCUACUGCAGAUGGAUUCAGAACCGCAGCAGAACUUUACAGGCUGCUGUGUUCUGAGUUACCACGGGGGGGCACUGUAGGGCCACUUCAUUAAAGCCUGAAAUCUAAAGUCAUACUUUUCUGAAAACCUUCAGCAAAAUUCUGAGUUUAGCUCAAAAUAGCAGAUGGCCUGUGUUUUUCUCUGUUUUUUUUUUUUUUUUUUUACUUUUUAGGAAAAAUUACUGGAGCUCCAGGGGAGUCUCAGGGCUGGGGCUGGUCCGGUUCUGGGGCCCUAUUACGCUCGUUGUCACAUUCGUACCAACAGCCAGAAACUAUGUUUAUGUUUCAAACUCCAGACCCCAGUCUUCCCUGCUCAAGAGCAUUGCGUCAUCUCAGAGACUAAAUGCGACUGAAGCAGGGGGCUUGUGGGCAUGAAGUGGCUGGGCGAAUCCAAGAACAUGGUAGUAAAUGGCAGACGACACGGAAGCAAGUUGACCAGCGAGCAGCCUGUGAGUCAGACUCGCUCUCAGCACCCCCAGCGAGCGUCUCAGCGCCAGAACAGAAGCCACCCAAGAAACCGAAGAUGUAGCCGCCGGUGUAAUGCUGCUAGUCUGGAGGCGGAGCGGCGUUACGUGCCCUCCUCAGGAAUGACUGCUAAGGAGCUGUGUGAGAACGACGAUCUGACCACCAGUCUCAUUCUGGAUCCGUAUCUGGGCUUUCAGACUCACAAAAUGAACACCAGGUUUCGACCAAUCAAGGGAAGACAAGAGGAGCUGAAGGAGAUCAUCGAGCGCUUCAAAAAGCACGACAACCUGGAGAAAGCUUACAAAGCUCUGAUGUCUGGAGACUGGUGCAGGAAUGUUUUUCUUCACAAGUCCAAGGCUCAAGAAAAGCUCUUCAAGCAGCAUGUGUUUGUUUAUCUGCGAAUGUUUGCUGCUGACAGCGGCUUCGAGAUUCUGCCCUGUAAUCGCUAUUCCUCGGAGCAGAAUGGAGCCAAAAUAGUGGCCACAAAGGAAUGGAAAAGAAACGAUAAGAUCGAGUAUCUGGUGGGCUGCAUCGCUGAGCUGUCCGAGAGCGAGGAGAACAUGCUCCUCAGACACGGCGAGAACGAUUUCAGCGUCAUGUACUCCACGCGCAAGAACUGUGCUCAGCUGUGGCUCGGGCCCGCAGCCUUCAUCAAUCAUGAUUGUCGACCAAACUGCAAGUUUGUGUCGACGGGGCGGGACACGGCCUGCGUGAAGGUUCUGAGGGACACGGAACCAGGAGAGGAAAUUUCAUGUUACUAUGGAGACGGGUUCUUUGGAGAAAACAAUGAGUUUUGUGAAUGUUAUACGUGUGAAAGACGAGGAACUGGAGCGUUCAAAUCCAAAGCUGGGCUUCCGGCGGAGGUCCCGGUGAUCAACAGCAAGUACGGGCUGCGGGAAACUGACAAGCGUCUGAACAGGCUGAAGAAGCUGGGAGAAGGAAAUCCAAGCUCAGACAGUCACUCUGUGGGCUCCCACACCGACGUGGACUCUCAGGAAAAUCCAAAAACACAUCAAUCUGCCAGAAACAGAUCGUCGUCAUCUGGCCUGAAGUAUAAAAACAGGACUCAGAGCAGACAGAUGUUGUCCCGAGCCCUCUCUACCUCAUGUUCCAAACAAGGUCGUGUAAACAAUAACAGGGUACCAAAGAGACUAAGGUCCAAGCCGUCGCUCAGCAGUGUCCGGCUGCGGAGUCGUAGGAGGGGGGCGGAGCCUAAAGCAUCAGCCAAAUCCGAGGCUGUCCAGGUGGGCCUCAGGGACUCGAAGGUGUCUCUGUGUAAAGGCAUUGCUGUCAAGGAGGAAGAUGGAUCGGACCUAGUGGUUCUGGGCCAGAAAGGCUGCCUGACCCGGCACGCCGCCAAGGAAAAUGGUAGUCUUCCAGCCGUGGAGAGCAGCGAGGGCAGCCAGUGUUCCGCUUACAGGACUCGCAGGUCCACUCGGACCCUCGUGAAGGCCCAGGAGCUGGCCACUGGGGUCAAACUAGAGCCCAGUGCCAUGGACGGUUUGAGCCCAGUUCCUGGCGGAGUGGUCAUCAAAACCGAGCCUGCUGACAUGGACGAGUACCUCCACCAAGGAUCUGGACUGCAGCAGCCGGUGUUUGAUGCCAGCUACACCAGAAAAAGUGCACGCACCAGCCGGAAACGGCCAGCUUGGCUUCGGACAGAGCGGACGAUUAAAUGUGCGGGCUCAAACUGUGAGCCGUUCUCACCGGUGGCUGCAAGCCGUGCCUCCAACUUCUCAGACUGUGGCAACGUGUUGCUGAGCUUCGCCGACAGACACAGAGACUUAAACGGCACCGCCAACAGCAGCAAGGCGCUCCGCAGGGACAAGGGCAAGAGCAGCUGCCGCUCACAGGACAAGGCGAAGAAGAAGCGUCGCAUCACGCGGUAUGAUGCUCAGCUGAUCCUGGAAAACAACACGGGCAUCCCAAAGCUGACACUCCGCCGGCGGAGGGACAGCAGCAGUAGCAAGACCAACGACCCCAGCGAGCACGUCGGCUCUUCCACCGUCAACUCUGCCUCUUCCAGUAAAAUCAGCAUCAAGUUCAGCAAAGACCACGACAAGGACAAGGGUAGCUCCUACAUCGCCAAGCUGAAUAACGGCUUUGCGCCAGUGGUCCACAGCAACGCCACCAAGCUGAAGAUCCAGCUAAAGAGGGAGGACGACGCUCGCAGAAUAGCCCAGAGCAAGAUGGAGACCAUGUCUUACAAUAGAGACAUGGCUCAGAGCCUAGAGAGUAGGAACGGUGGACAUCGGACCCAGAAGGUCCUGGCAGAAACAUCUUCUGAUGAAGAUGAGGAGGAAGGAGAGGAGGAGGAGGAGAACGAUGUUGACGAAGAUGACGACGACUACUUCCACAAUGAGUUUGAGGACGAUUUCAUUCCACUUCCUCCAGCAAAACGGCUGCGACUCAUCGUGGGUAAAGACUCCAUAGACAUCGAUAUCUCCUCCAGGAGGAGAGAAGACCAGUCUCUGAGGCUGAACGCGUGAGCAUCGGACAUCCGUGUAAAUAAAACGGGCCGCUAAGCGACUGUUCUGAUUAUGUAAUUAAAAAAAAACAACUAAAAUGCUGAAAAAUCAAUCUAAAUGAGGGUGCUGUUGACCUUAAACAAACCUCUGCUUUUCACUUUAAUCCUUUUAGUUCUAAUCAUAGAAAUCCCAUUAAUCAGUGUCCUCCCUCAGCCCGCCCCGGCUGCAGAACCGGGCCGCCCCCGGCUGCAGAACCGGGCUGCGUUUCAGUAAUCCGGAGUGAAACAGAGUUUGUUUUAGGUUGAUCUUCUUGUUUAAAUGAUGCACUUGUUCUGUCCAUCAUGGACGUGUAGAAAGUGUACAGUUUGGUGAUCGUCCCCUCUGUCUCACAGGCAGGUUUUAUUGUUUGUUUUUGUCUCAUCAUGUGUGACCACCAGUCUGUCCUGCUGCUGCCAUGUUCUCAUCACAGAACCAAACCUAGAUCCAAAUCCAGAACUGGAGAUGGGUCCAGACCCAGACCCACCAGUAGAGUUCAGGUCUCUUUUAAAGUCACAGCUUUUAAUAAUAAUCACCAGUUGUCCGUUGACAUCAGAACCAUCAUUCUUUUACUCCUCAACACCUUUGUUUCUUCUGCUGCUAAAAUCAAGAACUAAACACUUAAAAUGCAGAUAUUAAGACGUGCACCAAAAUAAUCAGCCAAUCAGUGGCAUGGUUUACUUGAUUUGCAAUCAGCUGAUCUGUAACUCAAACAUCUGUUUGUUUUUUUUUUUGUUUUCUUUUGAAGGCAUCACGCCAGCAACAACAGCUUCCAUGUUUGUUUUCUCUUCCAGAAGUUAAAGCUCUUCUGAUUUCUUAUAGAGAGACUUCUUUAUUUAAAGGUGGUUUUGUUUUCUGAACCUUUUUACUGUCUGGUUGUUUCUGUCAGACCCGUUUUUAUGUGGGCGUGGUUGUUGAGACCGGCCUCUGAUUGGCUGUUCACGAUUAAACAAGCUGAGUUUAUUUGAUCUGGUUUAGAUGUGGACGGAGUUCAUUGAUUUUGUCAGACUGAAGCCAGAACAAUCUGGGUCUGCAGAACCAGAUGGGUCCAUUUUAGUUGGUAUUUAGAGCAUAGAUGGGUACAUGAUCUAAAAUAACCUUUGAAAUGGGAUAAAAUUAUGUUUUGUUUUCUUUUUCAUUGUCAUUAAAAUAAACUUAAGGAUGUUUAGACUGGAUUAAAGUUCAGCCCACGUCUGAAUGCAGAGACGAUGUAUGGGUCAGAACAUCAGCUGAGUGUGUCAUCGCAUUUACAUUAAACACACAAGUAGAAAUGUGAACUGCAAUGUUUGACAUUGAUGGUCAGAUAUGGGGCGGGGCUUAGUGGAGCCAUUUCCUGCUCUGUGAUGACAUCAUGGCACUCAUUACUGGUAAUCAGGAAGACUUCCUUAACCUGCUCACAAUAACUCAUUCAUCAGGAUUUUUGCUUUAAAGCAAAUGAAGUGGCGUUCACUGACACUACAGUCUGUGUGUACAAUUGUGUUCUCUCUUCUUCUGUGGUGCUAAUUUGAGUUCAUGUUGCUGGGGGGGGGGGGGGGGGGGGUGAUGGCGGAGCUGACUAACCCAACACAAAGUCACGUCUAGAAGAGUUAGAUGAUGGAGAUUAGACGUGUGAGUGGAGGAGGAGCUCAUCUCCAGGUGUUAAAAGGAAUCUUUGUUUUUGGUUUGUUUACAAAAAUUUGUUGAAUUUGAACCAGAAAACUUUUAGAAAAAUAUUUUUUAUAAAAUGUUUCUUCAUCUCCUGAGCGGGAAGUCCAUCUUGCUCUCACACACACAGAUGUUGCACUGUUGUACAUUUCCGUUGUCCCCUGACUGACAGCUGCGUGGACCAACAGCGAGCCAUUGUCCCUCUCAGCGCCCCCCAUAUUUGUCUGCUUUUCUGUUCUGUCAUGUAGGAACGGACAGACCGAGGGAUCAACUGAAUGUUAACCCCGUUUCCUAUGUUACUGUCCACAUCACCAGCAGCUAAUCAGCGUUGUGACCCCGCCCCUUUCCUCUGUCGGCCACUCAGACGUCUCCAUCACACACUGUAACCUCUUCCAGGUGUCCGUCUGUGCUCGUGUCCAAUAGACUGCUGUCACAACUUCCAGUGAACUCAGAUGUACAGAAACCAGUGGGAAUGGGUUGCAGACGUGUUAGCGUGUUGCGUGGGUAGCAGGAGACAUGUAAAGAGAAUUAAAAGGGGCAGUGCGUAUAUUGUCCAGUAUGUAAAUCAUGUGAACACAUCUUGUACUUAUUUAACAGUUUUGAAUACUUGAGAACUAUAUAAAGUUUCUUUGUGACUCUU